Botrytis byssoidea is the source of this 816-nucleotide messenger RNA. RefSeq lists its product as uncharacterized. Bases 234 to 467 code for a protein of 77 amino acids. Gene Ontology annotation, cellular component: nucleus; cytoplasm. Gene Ontology annotation, molecular function: protein tag activity; ubiquitin protein ligase binding. The transcript is spliced from 4 exons. Lineage: Eukaryota; Fungi; Ascomycota; Leotiomycetes; Helotiales; Sclerotiniaceae. Gene Ontology annotation, biological process: modification-dependent protein catabolic process; protein neddylation; regulation of proteolysis. The record is from RefSeq and is a predicted model, not a curated record.
CUCAAUUCAAAUUGAUUAUCACUCCCCCUCCAACCGAAAAAUCUCCAAGAAGAUCUUCUGCAUUCUCCUUGAACUCUUUUGAACUAUUUGCAGAACAGAAGUUUUUCAGACACACAAUCGGUCUUGAAAGAUUUAAUCAACCUUACACUACCAAGUUCCCUACUCUGAACAUUGGAAACUAUUCCUACUAAGGAGAUCCUCCCCAGAAGUAAUCAACCUUUACCACCGCAAGAAUGCUUAUCAAAGUCCGAACUCUCACUGGCAAGGAAAUCGAGCUCGAUGUCGAAGCUGACAACAAGAUCGAGAGAGUUAAGGAAAAGGUCGAGGAGAAGGAAGGCAUUCCACCCGUUCAACAGCGUUUAAUUUAUGGUGGCAAGCAAAUGGCCGACGACAAGCUAGUACAAGACUACGAACUCGAACCCGGAGCGACACUACAUUUAGUUCUCGCACUCCGCGGCGGUAUUUAAAUAGCCUCUCAUGUCAUUUUCCUCUCGACUUUCGACCGCGUUGCUGCCUACCGAAAUACCCCGCACCUCCUUCUUCAUGACUUUUACGCAUUCGAGCAAGUUUUCAUUGGUUAUGCCUCUUUUUUCCCCUUUUCACGAUACGAUACAAUGCGAUGCGAUGCGAUGCGAUGCGAUACGACGAGAUUACAUUGAUGGGCAGAUGAUUGGGCAUUUCAUUGAUGGAUGACGCAAAAACUCCGAAUAUUAUACAAUGGGCGGUUUUUUGCGUGCCAGCAUGACUUCGAUUUUGGCUGUCUGAUAUGGGAUUAGAUUUUCAAUAGACCGCGCAUGUCUCAAUAAUAAACUCUGC